AAUUGACUUUUGAGUAUAUGUCAACACUGGUUUAAGUCGUGUCAACACAAAAACAGACUUUUCAUCAGGACUUUUCUUGCAUUUUAUCCGCAUUAAAAAUGGUCCGAUCUGUGUUUGCCGAUACCUCAAUCGAAAAGUAUUUGGAUAAUCUAAUUGAACACAAUGAAUUCUCUUACGGAAUUAUCAUCGGUCAGGCAACACGACAAGGAAAGGAUUCUGUCAUACACCUAGCUAAAACGUCGGAAGGCUUACCAAAUGAUAAUUCAGAUGAUUCAUCAAAGGAUUCGACAGUGCAACAGUUGGAAGUCGUAAAUGUCAAAGGCAUUAAUUCCGAGGUGUUAGUUGAUCAUGCAUUGAGUGUUUUGCGAAUGAUACCCGGAAGUUUUUUCGUGCUUGGAAUUUUUGUUGCAUCGCCACAAAACGUCUUUGACAAUUCAGAGGACUUUAAACAUUUGAAGACAGUACUACAGCAGUUGGUUGAAGUUCUAAAAACUGAGAACACCAACAAUUAUGGCUGCAGUGAUGAAUUCGAUGGCGGAGAAAAACUCAUUUUUCACUAUGCUGGAAAACGUUCGUCCACUUGUAAAACCACCAAUGUCUAUGACCUCAGUAAAUCUGGUGGUGGUAAACCAGUCGAUUGGAAAUUUCAAGAUAAAGCAACGCAAUGGCAAGAAUUCGAAACUAUCUACGAUAUGGACGAUAUUUAUAACUUGCAGAAGUCCGCUGAUGCAACCUACGAUAUUGAGGAGAACUUUGAUGUAGCCCUGAAGAGCAUACAAACAAAGUUAAACGCAAGCGUUGUAUUCCUGGAUGGAGAAGAACCGGUGACCAAUCCAACCGACAGUGUUGAGCAAUUCCUGAAGCAAAAGAAAAGUCGAGACAAAGACGUAAACACAUCCACCGUGCACGGCAGCAUUUACUACUUAUGUGUAAGCUGCACGAUCACACUAUUCGAUGUGAAUUCACAAUCAAUUUUAAAACAAUUUGCAUUUGACCAGGAUAAAAUUGACGAUAACGAUCGAGUCAUUAAAUACAAUGGCACUGCUAACUAUUCUGGCAUAGUAUGCUCCAAAGUGUGGGUGGCCGGUAAGCAACCAAUUGAAGAUGUGGAAAAGUUUAUCAAAAUCGACAUCUUGAGAUCGGUAACUAGUCGACUGCGUAUGUAUGUCGAUGCACAUCAUCAAUCUGGUCAGUUUACACUCGUUAGUGAGCCACCUCGUCGAGUGUUCUUCAAACUUAAAUCUUCGCCGGUCAUGUUUUCCGAUUAUUUAUUCCGUGGCGAAAGUCAUGAUACGAUUAUUACACAAGCACAGACUCACAUGGACAUUCAUUUGGAUAAACAGAAUAUUGUCGAUGAUAUUGAGACUAUGUCUGAUGAAAUUUGUUAUGAGGAAGACAUACCCGUUGAAAAUGUUGGUAAGAAACCUACUACUACGCCCAAAAAAUCAAACAAUCGUGUAAUUUAUGCAAUGGGUAUAAUGUGUGCAGUCGGAAUUUUACUUAUUUCUGUUGGAGUUCAUGUGCUACUGAAUUCAGAUAAUGAAGAAAAUUAAGAAUAAAGGAACUUUUGCAUGGAAAAACGAUUGGACUAUUGUGAUGUAAA
This is a messenger RNA of Bradysia coprophila, 1603 nucleotides long. RefSeq names its product protein odr-4 homolog. Gene Ontology annotation, cellular component: endomembrane system. NCBI's taxonomy places the organism in Eukaryota, Metazoa, Arthropoda, Insecta, Diptera, Sciaridae. Gene Ontology annotation, biological process: intracellular protein localization. The record is from RefSeq and is a predicted model, not a curated record.